GUGAUGUGGCCAUCAAGAUUACAAGAUUAUCCAUCGGAUUCUCGGUUUUGCUACCAAUCCCAAAUUGCUGGUUUUUCCGUUCCCUCUUCCCUCGAGGGCUCUCUCUCUCACAAUCUCACAAUCUCACAACUUCAAAAGCCCAAACGCAAAAACACAACAACACAACAACACCAUCAUCAUCAUGUCUUUGGAAAACGCUCCCCAACACUUCUUGUGCCCCAUCUCCAUGGAGGUCAUGUCUCAUCCACUCCAGCACAAGGUCACCAAGCACAGCUUUGAACGCAGCGCUAUUAUGGAAUGGAUCUACUUUGGCAAGGCAACCUGCCCUUUGACCCGCACAUCCCUUCAUCCGGAAGACUUUGUGGAAAACACCAAGUUGCUCCAGGAGAUCCAGCAAUGGAAGAACGAACAUCAAAUCAUCGAAGACGAAGAUGACUUGGACGCCAGUUUUUCUCUGAAGAUCAGCUCUGUGGCUCUUCCAGCACCCUGUACCACAAAGGCAGCAGCUCCCAGUAGCGAGCCACAAUCACUCAAGCACUUGAUGUCACUCCGCAAUAAAGUGCUGCGAAACCGAGAUGCACGCGCCGGAAAGAUGGCCCAACAAAACAGACAAUAAGGAAUGACUGCUUUCCCACACUGUACCAUAAUAUCUUGUAUUUUAAAAUGAAAAAGCAAACAAUUGAUUAUUCAAAUCAUUCUCUUAGUAGACACUGAUUGCCCAC
Molecule: messenger RNA, 722 nt
Organism: Seminavis robusta
Lineage: Eukaryota; Bacillariophyta; Bacillariophyceae; Naviculales; Naviculaceae
Source: the annotation of a GenBank genome assembly